AUAAAUAAGCUUUAAGCUGAAGCUAAGAAUAUACAAUAUUCAUCAUCUGAUCUAAUAUUAAAGAAGAGCUUAUUUUGAGUUGAUCAGAUUAAUUGGGAAGAUGAAAGAGAAAUACUCAUGCACCAUUCUCCAAAGCGAAGCCCUCACUCAGUAUCUUCUGGAAACAAGUGCGUAUCCAAGAGAGCAUGAACAGCUGAAAGAACUGAGGAAGGCUAGUGUUGAGAAAUACCAACACUGGAGCGCCAUGAAUGUCCCAGCCGACGAAGCCCAGCUUCUGUCCAUGAUAUUGAAACUCAUGAACGCCAAGAAAACAAUUGAAGUUGGAGUGUUUACCGGCUACUCACUUCUUGCCACCGCCCUUGCUCUCCCUAAUGAUGGCAAAGUAAUCGCAAUUGAUCCAGACAGAGAAGCGUACGAAACUGGGCUGCCAUACAUUGAAAAAGCAGGCGUGGCACAUAAAAUCCAGUUCAUUGGUUCGGAUGCUAUGACGGCUAUGAAGGAGUUUCUUGAAAACGGAGAGGAAGGAACAUUCGAUUUUGCAUUUGUGGAUGCUGAUAAGGAGAACUACAUCAACUACCAUGAAUUGUUGUUGAAGCUGGUUAAGGUCGGAGGAAUCAUAGCCUACGACAACACCCUCUGGUCCGGUACGGUGGCAUUGGAUGAUGAGAACUUGAGCCAGGAGUGGCAGGACCGAAUAGGGGUAAAUCGGAUAUUUCUCAGGAAUUUGAAUACAUUUUUGGCCGCCGAUUCUCGCAUUGAACUGGCUCAUCUCUCCGUCGGAGAUGGACUCUCACUCUGCAGGCGCCUCAAAUAGAAUCACAGCCGUUGAAUAUUUUUUAACUCUAAAAUAUGUUGCUAAAUAAGUGCGCUUUAUGGGCACUAGUUAUGGUCUUUUUCUUUUUUUUUUUUUUUUCUGCCACAUAUUAUUGUAAGUUCAGGAUUUAUGCUCGUAUGUUGUACGACUGUUUUAAUUCUGCGGGUUAAUUUCGAUCGAUUUAUCUUGUAA
Sesamum indicum (sesame) is the source of this 1006-nucleotide messenger RNA. RefSeq names its product flavonoid 3',5'-methyltransferase. NCBI's taxonomy places the organism in Eukaryota, Viridiplantae, Streptophyta, Magnoliopsida, Lamiales, Pedaliaceae. The record is from RefSeq and is a predicted model, not a curated record. Gene Ontology annotation, molecular function: S-adenosylmethionine-dependent methyltransferase activity; O-methyltransferase activity.